CAUAUUGCACCAUCCAAUCCAUAAUAUAAAUGAAACCACCACUAACUGCCUUAAAGCAACCAAUGAUUUGCAUUCUUUUGUAUAUUGUAACAGAGAUUUAGGCAUUCUUCCUUACAGCAGAGUUUCUGAGAUUGAAUAUAUAGCAGGGGGAAGAAAGCAACAAUGGAGAUUGCCUCAGAUGAUACCAAAAAAACCCGAGAAAUUAAACGGCAAAAGGGUGGCCUCAGGACCAUGCCUUUUAUCAUAGCUAAUGAGGCCUUUGAAAAAGUUGCUGGAGUUGGGCUUCAUGCAAAUAUGAUCGUAUACCUGCAAAAUGAAUAUAAUUUAAGCAGUGCUACUGGAGCUACUAUAUUGUUUCUUUGGUUAGCCAUUUCAUAUUUUACACCUAUUUUAGGAGCUUUCGUUUCUGAUUCCUACUUGGGUCGGUUUCUUGUGAUCGUGCUUGGAACAUUAAUCAGUAUUCUUGGAAUAAUUCUGUUAUGGCUAACAGCUAUCAUUCCAAGCGCAAGGCCACCACAUUGUGACCAAAUAGAUGGGAAUUUACAAGGCUGCGCAUCUCCAAAUGCAGCACAGUUGUUGUUUCUUCUCUCCGCAUUUGCUCUGAUGGCUAUAGGGGCUGGUGGCAUUAGGCCAUGUUCUUUAGCAUUUGGUGCAGAUCAGUUUGAUAAUCCGAAUAACCCAAGAAACGAGAAGACAUUGCAAAGCUUCUUCAAUUGGUAUUAUGCUUCAGUUGGGAUAUCGGUCAUGGUUUCGGUCAUAUUCAUAGUCGCUAUACAAGAUGCAGCUGGUUGGGUUAUAGGUUUUGGAGUUCCAGUUGGGUUUAUGCUCUUGUCAAUUACUAUGUUCCUCAUGGGUUCUUCCCGAUAUAUCAAACUGAAGGCUGAUAAAAGCUUGCUUUCUGGUUUUGCUCAAGUAAUUGCUGCAACAUGGAAGAAAAAAAACCUUUCUCUGGCACCGUAUGAUUCUGAUAAGUGGUAUUAUCACAAGGGUUCGAAGUUUAUCGUGCCAACAGAAAAACUCAGCUUUCUGAACAAAGCUUGCGUAAUUAGAAAUCCUGACAAGGAGUUGGAUAGUGAUGGAUUGGCUGUAGAUCCAUGGAAUCUGUGCACAGUUAAACAAGUAGAAGAGCUAAAAGCAUUGAUGAAAGUCCUGCCGAUAUGGUCUACUGGCAUCAUGAUCUCAGUUACAUUAAGCCAGCAGGCAUUCCCUGUGCUCCAAGCAGAAACCAUGGACAGACGAUUUAUAGGAAAGGCCAAAAUACCAGCAGGUUCCUUUGGUGUAUUUACAAUCCUAACUUUGACGAUAUGGGUUGCCAUCUACGAUCAGGUUUUAGUUCCAAGAAUAGCAAAAAUCACUAAACGACCUCGAGGACUAACCAAUAAGCAGCGGAUGGGAAUGGGGUUAGCACUCUCAUGCCUAGCUACUGCAAUGGCAGGGGCAGUAGAGCACCAGCGGCGUGCAACGGCACUUAAUGAAGGACUUGCAGACAAGCCUAAAGGUCAAGUGAACAUGUCCGCAAUGUGGUUGGUGCCUCAGCAUUGCCUUACAGGACUAGCCGAGGCGUUGAAUGCAAUCGGACAAAUAGAGUUCUACUACUCUCAGUUCCCAAAGACUAUGACUAGCAUUGGGGUGGCUUUAUUCUCCCUCGGUAUGGCAUUUGGGAAUUUAGUAGGGAGUCUUAUAGUAGGAGUUCUGAGUCAUGCCACAAGCAAUAAUGAUGAGAAAGUGAGUUGGGUAUCAAAUAAUCUCAACAAGGGUCAUUACGAUUAUUACUACUGGCUUCUUUCUGGUCUUAGUGUGGUGAACUUGUUCUACUAUUUGAUAUGUAGUCGAGCUUAUGGAAGUGAGGACCUCAGGAUUUCGGAUGUGGCGGAGGCCAUUGAAGAAGACGAAGACGAAGAAGAAAUGGAUAAAACUGUGGAGUCUCAAAUCAAAUUUGCUUCUGUUUGAUUUGUACAAUCAGCUUUUGGAUUUUUCUUUACAUGUCCGCUUAAAUCAUACCAACUUAGCUUAAUUAAUGAUUUGAGUCAGGUAAAUAUAUCGGCAUUUUAGAUA
This is a messenger RNA of Ricinus communis (castor bean), 2055 nucleotides long. RefSeq names its product protein NRT1/ PTR FAMILY 1.1. The record is from RefSeq and is a predicted model, not a curated record. Gene Ontology annotation, molecular function: transmembrane transporter activity. The coding region runs from base 163 to 1950 and encodes 595 amino acids. The transcript has 6 exons. Gene Ontology annotation, biological process: transmembrane transport; oligopeptide transport. Gene Ontology annotation, cellular component: plasma membrane. NCBI's taxonomy places the organism in Eukaryota, Viridiplantae, Streptophyta, Magnoliopsida, Malpighiales, Euphorbiaceae.